AUGUCGCUCGAGAAGGACAGCACCAAGGACAUCGAAAAGGCCGGCGGCGCAGACGUGCACGUCGGCCUGCCCCUCCAAGGGGCGCCGACGACCGUCAACGCCAACACGCACACCGUGCGCCUCGCCGAGGCGGACGAGGCGGCCGCCCUCGUCGCGGGGUUCACGGGCAAGAUUGACGAGGCCGAGGCUGCGCGCGUGCGGCGCAAGAUUGACUGGCACCUGAUGCCCCCGUUGAUGCUCCUCUACCUCGUCCAGUUCACCGACAAGACGACGCUCGGCAGCUCGUCGAUUCUGGGUAUCAAGAAGGACAACCACCUCAGCGCGUCGCAGUACAACUGGCUCGCGACCAUCUUCUACCUCGCCUACCUCGUCUUCGAGUGGCCGCAGAACCUCGCGCUGCAGCGCUUCCCGCCCGCCAAGUGGAUGUCGCUCAACAUUUUCCUGUGGAGCGUCAUGCUCUUCGCCCAGGCGGGGUGCCAUAACUUUGCCGGCCUGUUCGUGUGCCGCCUGUUCUUGGGCGUGUGCGAGGGGUCUAUCACCGCCGGCUACCUGAUCAUCACGUCCAUGUUCUACACGCACGAGGAGGCCUCCCGGCGCGUAGGCUACUGGUUCCUCAUGAACGGGACCGCGCAGAUCUUUUCAGGCUUGGUCAGUUUUGGCGUGUACCACGUCGACGCGCGCCACUUUGCCCCGUGGCGCCUCUUCAUGAUCAUCACGGCCGCGGUUACGCUCCUCAUGGCCGUCGCGUUCUACUGGUUCGUGCCCGACUCGCCGGUGAACGCGCGCUUCUUGACUCCCGAGGAGAAGGUGGUCGCUAUUGAGCGCCUUAAGAACCACUCGAGCGGCAUCGAGAACAAGACGUGGAAGAAGGAGCAGUUCAUCGAGGCGAUCAAGGACUGGAAGCCGUGGGCUUUCUUCUUCUAUGCGAGCAUCGCGCAGCUGCCCAACUCGCUCACGAACCAGAACGCCCUCAUCAUCAACUCGUUCGGAUGGAGCGUCAAGCAGACCACGCUACUGGGCAUCGUCCCCGGCGUCCUCGAGAUCAUUGCGAUCCUCGCCUCGUCCGCCCUGCUGAAGCGCUUCAAGAACUCGCGCACGUGGAUCGGGCCGCUGUUCGUCCUCCCCAACUUUAUCUCCGCGGUGCUCAUCAUCUCGCUACCAUGGCACAAGAAGGGCGCGCUCCUAGCAGCAAUGUACAUCGGCGGGCUGGGCGGUGCGCCGGCGUUCGUGAUCGCGCUAGGCUGGUGCACGGCCACGAACGCGGGGCACACGAAGAAGACGACGGCGAACACGUUUAUUCUGAUCGGGUACUGCCUCGGCAACCUGCUCGCGCCGCAGAUGUGGGAGGCGCGCUACGCGCCGCGGUACUACGUGCCCUGGGGCGUCAUUCUCGGGUCGUACGUCGUCGCGUCGGCCUUCAUGGUCGGCAUUGGGUUGGCCCUGCGCAAGGAGAACAACCGCCGCGACCGCCUCGCGGCGGCUGGCGAGCUGCCCGUGCAGAAAUAUUAUGAUGAGAAUGGGCAGGAGGUCGACCCGACGUUCCUCGACUUGACCGACAGGCAGAACUUGGCGUACAGGUACCCGCUGUAA
Messenger RNA from Vanrija pseudolonga, 1590 nucleotides. It is a transcript of the gene SPBPB10D8.01, whose product is annotated as putative transporter. The transcript is spliced from 6 exons. NCBI's taxonomy places the organism in Eukaryota, Fungi, Basidiomycota, Tremellomycetes, Trichosporonales, Trichosporonaceae. Gene Ontology annotation, biological process: transmembrane transport. Gene Ontology annotation, molecular function: transmembrane transporter activity. Bases 1 to 1590 code for a protein of 529 amino acids. Gene Ontology annotation, cellular component: membrane. The record is from RefSeq and is a predicted model, not a curated record.